Messenger RNA from Patiria miniata (bat star), 3543 nucleotides. RefSeq names its product somatomedin-B and thrombospondin type-1 domain-containing protein-like. The record is from RefSeq and is a predicted model, not a curated record. Lineage: Eukaryota; Metazoa; Echinodermata; Asteroidea; Valvatida; Asterinidae. Bases 535 to 1344 code for a protein of 269 amino acids. The transcript has 6 exons.
GCAACAGUGAUGGGAGUUUGGCAUUUGGUGGACGGUUUGUACCCGGGUAGGAUUACCGACUAUGCAUUCCAUCAAUGCAUUAAAGACUAAUCUUUAAUUCCUGGACAGUUGUUCCAAGGUGAUGUGCUAUAUUACUGUGUAGCAUUUUCAUAUAGGCUUAUGCAAAAGAUCGCAAAGACCUUACCAACAUUAACGGGAAAAGACGACACUGGGGAGAUUCUAUUUCUUUUGGGCAAAUCAUCGUCGAAGACACUUUCUCAAGGACACAUCUGAAUUGGUGUUACACCCAGCAACCAAUGAGAGAACAGUAAGACCACCACUGUGAGGUACGUCUACCCAAUUCCCGCCCCCAUCUGUGCUCCCACGACCGUCGUGAAUCGGGCAGCUGCUUCGCUGUCUAAAUUCCCAGGACUCGAGAGUCUUCCAGGACUUUAGCGAGCCCGUCGGACCAAAAUUUGGGAUUACUCACCAACUUGGAAUUAUAUCUCAUCCAGAGAAAAAGUUCCUAGCUGUAUUUCACCGAAGGAGGACAGGAUGAUCCCCCUUCUAGUGUUUUGUUUGGCUUGGAGCCAUCUUUGGUCGCCCGUGAGAGCGUCUUGCCGUGACGGGGGUCAGUUCGGGGGAGCUCUGUGCUGCCAGGGGAAGGAUCUUAAUUGUGUGGCGGAGGGUUACAGGGUCAACUCGCCUUACUACCACGAGACCUGCUUCUGCGACAAGGCGUGUGUGGAUAGCAGGGACUGCUGCUCUGAUUACGAAGCGGCCUGUCCAGCCGUGGACUGCGAGGUCUCCUCAUGGAGCUACUGGAGCGGAUGCAGCGUACUGUGCGGUAUUGGCGUCAGCGAACGAAGACGCUACAAGAUCAAGGACCCCGAAAAUGCAGGAGAUAAGUGUCCCCCUUUUCGCCAAAUGAGGGCGUGCUUCGCAAGCUUCUGUGAAACAAAUGAGAUCCCUGCUAAUGGUAUUGCACUAGUCCUUCCAUACUCCUACAAUGCAAGAAGGGACGAUCCGGAUUUGAAUCGUAUGAAGAAUUUCCUCAUUAGUUUGGGCCAGUACAAACCCUUUGACAGUUACUGUGUGUAUUUCAAGGUGACUGGGAGGAACAAAAGCUGUCGAUCCAAUCGAGAUAGCGUGUGGGCCAACAUCAUCAAGAAAGGUACAUUAGUCUGCGUGGAAUGUACCCAACCUGCCUUCGACAACGACGGCCGGUGUCGCGGGGAAGGCACCGAGGGGAAACGGACGCGCUGGUCGGCGGUGGAUCUGCCCAAGUGCCGGGGCCGCUGGGUCCAGACAUCGAUACAGGAAAAAUGCAAGUGCAAUACGGGCUCCGAUUUAAUAUUUAUUUGAACCACCAGAAAAGUCGGAUCUCCAUCAGGGAUUUAUUAUGCAAUCAGUGUAGGUUAUUUCUCCUGAAGUUUAAAGUUUGUUUGGUAAAUCCAGAUCAAAUUGAUGCAGAUACAAAGACCUUAUUUGAAUAAACCAUGUCCCCCCCCCCCUUAAAACAAAAAAUAAAUCCCCAAAAUGUAAUCGUUGCUUACGAUGGCUUACCAUAAUACUCGAUAUGUCAGCCGUUUUGUAAACUUAGGUAUUGUUUUGAAGACUGGAGUUUCUUGUUAAACUUUUCAUAUAAUACUCAUCAGACAUGGCGCUAUGUAUCUUCUUUUUUUUUUUUUUUUUUUUUUAAGUAACUCACUUCUAGCGUACCUUCAAGGCUUCAACAUUUUUAUAAAUAAAGCUCUCUUGAUAAUCGCAAGGCAGUUAGAAUUCUGAAAACUAAAGUCUUGUUCUGUACAAAAUUGUUUUGUUUUUACUUUUAUGAAAAAAAUUAGUAGCAAUCCAUGUAGUAUGUCUUGUCAAAUUCCAGUGUUUGAAAUUAAAGUGAAUUCCCUGUAGAAAAGUCUGUAUGUAAAUAAUUCCUAUGAAAUGCCAUUCUAAUAAGGGGGAGACAUCUGAAUAUUAAUAGGCGCAAAAAUGACAAAAUGUUUUAUCUGUCUCUCAAGGAGUCAUUUUAAUAGUUGAAUAAUCGUACAUAAUAAUAUCUGGCACAAAAUUAUACCUCGAAAUUAGAGACAAAAUAUGACAACUUUUCCAGACUAACAUUAUACAAAACAUCUAAAUGCUGCUAAAAGGUUUAACGGAGUACAAUUAGUUUGUGUGAUGUAGGCAUAGAUAGACAACAGCAUGUAUAUAUAGUGAUAUUGUGAAUAACUGGUGGUGCGUUAGUGUUUUUUUAUAAUCGCUAAACAUUGCUUAGAUUAAUGUGAUAACCGCUUUUUAAAUUUCUUUUAAUAAGAAUGAAAAUAUGGUUGCUUCAAGAUGGAAAUACGCAUUUGGCGUUACCAUGCUCACUCCUAUUUACCGACUCAUUGCAAUCUUUUAUGUAAUCAAGUAUUUUUGGAAGAUGUUCGCAACUUUAUCGGUCAGUGUUUCAAAGAAUACAAGUUCAGAAAGCAUCUUACCUAACAAGACAAAAUCAUUGUUGUGUACCCUACCCAAAAGUGUGAACAAAUAACUUUGGGUCUCCACAUAAACGGGCACCAGACCGUUAUUUUGAACACAAGCUUGACCAUAAUUCCAUAAAGUAUUUGAAAGUCUUGUGGAUUUACAACGGCCAAAUUCCGAUAAAAGUAUUCUGAUUUAAAAAAACAAGCCGAGUACAAGAAAGACAACAUCAAGUUUACAAAUGACAACAAAACAAUGGAUACUAAAUCAUAGCACUUUACUCCGUGUAGCUACUGCAAAAAUUCACUCUAGUAAAUAUAGUGUAUCACAGUGUUGUUUUUUUAAAUUAGCACAAAAGCAAGUUGACAAUCUAACUCAACUUGUUCUUCCACAUUCUUUGUGUGAACAGUUUGAACACGCGAGAACUUAUUUGCUUAAACAGAUGUAAAUUGUACGAAAUCAAAAAUCUGAGGUCAGUUUCUGGUGAUUAAGAAUUUACAGAGUUUUACGAGCACUUUAAGCCGCGAGUGAAAAAAAGAAAACCCCCAAAAACGCAGCAAUGUUUGCAGAACAUUUUUUUUUUUUUUUUUAACAACUUGCUGCAAUUUAUAGACAAAUCUUCGGUAUUUAAAAUUUGAUGUAAACUGAAAUUUGUGUUCAUGUAACCUUAUUUUUGUUCAAUAUAUUUUGUUGGUUGACAUUAAUUUUUUUGUAAAGACAGCAAAUUUUCUUGGCAUGGGUGGCUGUAAAAUAAAGAUGUGACAAAACCACUAGACUUGUCCAUUGAUGAGCUUCAUUUCCCUCAACACUCUUUUGUCCUGUAAAUCUUAAUCCAUAAUUUCCAUGUUUUGAAUUCCUCUAUCAAAGAAUGUGCUCAGCCGACUUUUUUUUAGCCCCAAAUCCUAAUUGUAAUGUCUUUUAAUUUCAAGCAACAAAAACGACAAUCAGCAAGAAUUUACAGCUAAAGAAGCGCCAAUUUAUAAGCCUUUCUGUUCAUUCAGAAUUUUUAAAAAGGCAGUUUGAAUUAUUGGAUUUUUUUUUUUUUUUUUGGUUUGAUUUUUACGGCAAGUACAAAUUAUACGCCCUUUGCUCAAAAUAUCCUUU